Molecule: messenger RNA, 3542 nt
Organism: Seminavis robusta
Lineage: Eukaryota; Bacillariophyta; Bacillariophyceae; Naviculales; Naviculaceae
Source: the annotation of a GenBank genome assembly
CCGCUGUGGUGGGAUGCACACAAUUUUCAAAGGCCCUUUUACUGAGUAGUAUCGGUUGAAUCGAAUUCAAUCUCCUGUCUCCCUCCUUUCUAUUCUUCCACCAUGACAGCAAGAAUACCACCCAUGUUGCCGUUGUUACUGAGUUUCCUUCUUCUCGUCUCGCUGGCAGUGGGCAAAGAGGCUCCAUCCUCGACAGACGAUGUGCCGAAAAAGCAUCGGGGGGUAGCACUGGCGGAACGGCAGAUUGACUGGUUGCGUUCCAAGAAGGGUGGGUUCUACAGUCCCAAGAUUACCAUUCGUCCUCUCUUUGAAUCGGAUUCCGAUACUGUACCUUUGGGUCUCUUCGCAUCCGGAGAAGGAUUCCAAAAGGGCGAGACAGUCAUGGUAGUACCCCGCCAGUGGCUGUUGACGACGGGUUCCGAGUUUUCCGAAGACAUGUGCCAUACCGCCGAGAAUCUGGUGCGACAGCGCAAGCUCCAAGACGAGUCGGACUAUGAACCCUAUGUGUCGUAUGUCUUUAGCAAGGAACGAAUCACACUCCCAUCGACUUUUUCGAGCCGGGGUAAAUCGCUCUUGCUGCUCAUUCGAGGACAACAGUUACCUCCCGACGAUUUGACCAAGGUCAGCUUUGCCCAACACUGCACCCAUAGCAUGUCCUUGGAUCAAGAAGAAGAUAAGGAAAUGCUUGAAUUUGCCUACUUGACGGUGGUUUCGAGAGCCUGGUCGGACAAGUUGGUACCCGUCUUUGAUAUGAUCAAUCAUCACAGUGGGCGCUAUGCCAAUGUCGAUAGUACUUCCAUUUUGACUGGAACGGACGAUAUUACCGUUCAUGCACUGAGGGAUAUUCCGCCUGGGGAACAGCUCUUUUUGUCUUAUAUGGAUUGCAUUGAUGAGCAGGGAUAUGAACUGGAUUAUGUUCUACCCCAAAUGCUCCGUGACUUUGGGUUUGUCGAUGAAUACCCGCAACGGUGGACAUUUCCCACACCUACCACCUCCAAAAACCCCUAUGUAUCAACCCCCAAACCCUCCAAUGACGAAGAGGAAGACGAAGAAGAGGAGGACGAUGAUAGUCUAGUCUUUGAUAUUGACUUUGUCAAUGAAGAAGCCGAUGCUCUCUUCAAGGCAGGUAAACUCAAGUCACCGCCCGAAAUGAAACUCACAUGGCGGACGGGGGAACCCACCGUCGAGCAAAUCCAAGUGUUGGCACAGGAAUUGCAACGCAUGGAAAAACUCAAGAGCCAUGUCAUCAAGACGGCCAAUCUACUGAAAGAUCCCUAUGAGCGUUCUGUGACGUUGGAUUACUACAACUCCCUCACCAUUGCCUUGACUUUUGCCACGGCCAACAAGACGUGCACCUUGCCAGAAGACUAUAGUUUGGAGGAAGGACAGGUAUGUCUCUCAGGAUUUGCGAACGUCGAAGAGGAGGAGGAGAUCAUCGACACAAUGACACUGGAAGAUGACCAGGAAGACGACACAGAACCCGAACACAAACCCACCUACCAUGGCAAUAAUCCAGAUGAUUGGAUGGCAUGUGAUGAAUUUUGGAAGAUUGAAGACGACUACGAACAUGUGGAAGAAUUCUAUUCACACUAUCAAGGAUUGGAUAUCUAUUACGGAAAGGCAGAAGAUGACAGUUGCCUGUAUUUGGACGGCUACCUUCACACGUGUGCAUCCUCUCGUCCUCACUAUCAUGAGGUCUUUGUUCACUAUCCUGCUCGCUUUUUGGACAAGGUCGAAAGGGUUCUCUUUAUUGGUGGAGGAGAUUCCAUGGUGCUGCAUGAAGUCCUCAAGUACCAAGAUUUGGAGCUCGUCGUGGGAUUAGAGUUGGACCAAAGGGUGACCAGAACAACAUUCAACACCUUUGGCACACAGCCGCACUUUGACAAUGACAAGGUACAUUGGUACUUUGGUGAUGCGGCCAAAAGCAUGCUGGCACUGCCAAGCAACUACUAUGGAAGCUUUGACUUGGUGAUUGUUGACAUCCUCACAGAAGUUGCAGAGAGCCUGGCAGUGAAUUACGAGCUCAAGGUUAUGGAGGCUGCAAUGCUUCUCAUGAAACCAGGUGGCAUCAUUGUCAAGAACGAAGAUCAAGGCUACGUACCGGGCACAAACAAAGACUACACCAAGUACUCUGUCGAUUUGAUCUACCAUGAUGUCCCUCUCUAUUGUCUUCAAAUCUUUGUUGUGGGCAGCAACACCGUUGACUUUCUGACCGCUCAACCGAAAGAUCACAAUGUCGAGACAAUCUACCUCAAGGGCGUCGAUGAGUUUCAAUCUCAAUUCGAUAGCUGGUACAACUUUGGCGGCGACGGCACGAGGAAAUGUGACCAAGACGAAGCUGCAGAGGAGCAGUUUGAAAGUGAUUAUACUGUUGGAGUCAUGAUGAUCCUCGAGGCAGAGAGCAUUGCUGUAUCACUGGAUACAGCAGAGACUUUGAAACCCGUCAUCGUUGAAGCUCUGAACACUGCUGGAAUCACCGGAGUUGACGCUGUCGAUUUCGCUUUCACGGCUGACGAUGGGGUGACGGGGUUCAGUCUAACUAUUUUUGCUCAGGAAGGCUACCUGGUCGCGAGGUGCAACCCAGAACUGCGCUACUGCGCUUUCGACAUUCAGCUUUACGGACCAAGUGUGCUGAAGCUUGAGGUUGUCAAAGCAUCUCUUAUCGCGGCGCUCCAAAGUGCUCAGAACUCCUCCUACCGCUUUGUCACCGGUGGCAUGUCCGGUCUAAAUAAUGAAGGCAACGGCGUUGGACCUCCCUCUGCAAAAGAAUUGUGCAAUACCGGUGUUCAUGGUACCACAAGCACACGAACAGAAGUCCGCAAGGAGAAGCGGCCUGAAGACUUUGAUACUCCGAAAGCAUCAGGACUGCAUGCCUACGACCUUAUUUCGCCUCUGAGCCAGUGGCAAUCACAGAAGCCAACGGGAGCUCAAGUACUCGUACAGCUCGAUCUCCCGGUAUUUUGGGCCGGCGAAAAAGUGUUUGUGGAGAAUCGAGGUGCAUGGGUUCCUGGGACUGUCACCAACCUCCAAGACGACUAUAGAUACGACGUCAAGCUAGAUGGGCGGCCCAAGAUAUUGAAAGACGUUGAGGAAUCAGAGAUGAUGAGGGACGCAGAACAAUUCGACAUGACUCUUGUUACGAGGUUCCUCGCUGAGGCCAUGGAUGUUUUGCUGGAAGCAAACGGACAUUCGCUAGAACCAGGUAGCUUCGCCUACAAGCAAGUCUCUGAUGGAAAUGGUGUCGGUAUUGUUGUUGCAACUCAUUGGACGGGGGGGAAUAUUGUCGCAACAUGGGAUGGAAGAAAUGUCGUGAGCAUCAAUUUGUAUCUUGCAUCGAUCAAGAAUCACCAAGACAUUGUCAAUAUAUAUGGGAAUCUCGAUGAACGCUUGGUUCUGAUGUCUCUGGAUAUCUUUCCUCGUGGCGGUGGCAACAUUGUCAGUUUCAAGGAAGAUCUCCUGAAACAGCCCGUCUGGGCCACGGAAGUCGAGGCUGUUUCUAGUUAGUUGUGCAAAUAAAAUGGAAUUUACAUUUACAUAUUAUG